Sabethes cyaneus is the source of this 1906-nucleotide messenger RNA. RefSeq lists its product as uncharacterized. Bases 51 to 1310 code for a protein of 419 amino acids. Gene Ontology annotation, biological process: apoptotic DNA fragmentation. The transcript has 2 exons. Lineage: Eukaryota; Metazoa; Arthropoda; Insecta; Diptera; Culicidae. Gene Ontology annotation, cellular component: nucleus; mitochondrial inner membrane. Gene Ontology annotation, molecular function: RNA endonuclease activity; single-stranded DNA endonuclease activity; metal ion binding. The record is from RefSeq and is a predicted model, not a curated record.
GAUAGUGAAAGUGCUAAACAAAACAAACUUGAUUCCGCAGCAGGUACAGAAUGUGGAAUUUUUUCGUUGUGUCGCUGGUAGUGCUGUCUCAGCUGCAGCAGCAUGCCUGUAGGAUUGUGCUGGAGACUUCAAUUGAAGAUGUUGACCCAUUAUCGGAGGAGAUUAUGAAAGCUGGCGAGUGCAAACUAUCACUAGCUAACACACUGAGUGCAAAGCAGCCGCUGUAUCUGAUUCCCGGAACGGACAAGUUCUACGUUCCAACACCCAACACCACAGACCUCCUGUUCCGCCAAGGUGAACAGGUAGAAUUGUACUGUACGCGUGGGUUUGCGGACACCGACGAGAGAUCGAUUGUCAGCUCGUGUGACGGAAACAAUGGGUUCAUUCACAACGACGAAGUGCACGAUAUCUCGCAAAUCACCUGCAAGGGUCCGCUGUUCCAUGUGGCUCUUCGAACCAAAGACAGCUGUUUCAACAAUGCAACACUGGUGAAGGUGGGAUUUGAAAUGGAAGCUCCUCGAUUCUUACAGAUGUACGAGGUUUGUUUCGAUGAAAACACCCUCGAACCGUACUUUGUAAAGCAUGGCCUUUCCCCGUGGAACAUCAAACAUCAACCAACGAAAAGGCCUCCCUUCGUGCAGGGGGACUUCUACCCGGGUCUAAAGAUGUCACGACUGUACAGCUUUGAAAAUCAGCGGAGAAAUCUGCGCAAAAUUCUAGGCUCAUCAGAACGUGCCGAUGCGCUGCUGGAUAAACAGAAAGACCUCUUUCUCGCCCGUGGUCAUUUGGCGGCCAAAGCGGAUUUCAUGUACAGUCCCCACCAGCGCGCUACCUUCUGGUUCAUUAAUGUUGCACCGCAGUGGCAGAAAUUCAAUGGCUAUAAUUGGCAGCGCAUUGAAACGGGCGUAAAAGAAUUCGUAGCCCGUCGGGAAACUCCCGUGACGGUGUACACUGGGACGUACGGUGUGCUCGAACUGCCCGAUGCAAACGGCGAUAUGCAGAAGAUCUACAUGGACGUUGAUCCCAACAAUGGAGGGCGAAUUCCCGUUCCGAAAGUUUACUACAAAAUACUGCACGACGAGCAGAACGAUGCCGGAAUUGCGCUGAUUGGGGUUAACAAUCCGCACGCCACACUGGAAGAGAUCGAGAACGAUUAUAUCUUCUGCAACGAUGUUUCCGAGCGGAUAACCUGGUUAAAGUGGAAGCGGCACUACAUUCCGGGCGGGUAUUCGUACGCGUGUGACGUUAAUGAGUUUAACGGCGUAACCAAACAUCUUCCGCUGGGGCAAAUUUCCAACUUAUUGCUGUAGAAAGUGUGGCGCCGGAGAACGGUGCGGUUUAGGUACAUACUCUACUCACCAGUAAGGCACAAGACAGUGCGAUCGCGAUGAUGCCCAGCAAAUGAUUCUGUUUUGGCAUUGUGUGGCGGUGAAAAUGUUUUUUGCGGUUUAUUUGUAACUUCAGAGUGCUUAGUAGCACUGAGCUUUUAUAGUAGAAAAAAGUCACGCUGUAUGAACUUUUUAAUUGAGGCAAUAGUUAUUGUCUAAUUAGAUCGAUGAUGAUACGGGCAGAAUGAUGUAAACUAGUGAUAUUAUAAGUAGAAUUUUGUUUUCGAAUGUACGAGAUUUGAUGCUAUCCACUGCCUUGAUAUUGUAAAAAGUAUCAUAUUAUGUUAUAAGUUACUUCCGGCUCAGAUUUUAUACAGUGAAAUACUAAAUUAAUUUAUUUGCUAACUAUUUACUGAUACAAUCAGGACAGACAGCACGAAACUCUUGCGUCGUUAUGUUUUAGAGUUAAACCUAUGAUUAAAAUAAAAAAACACUUUUUAAACUGUCAUUGUAGUCUGAUACUGUAGAAUGCUAAAAUUGGUAACAAUUUCGAGGCUCAAAAAAUUGUCGAUUGUGUU